This is a messenger RNA of Temnothorax curvispinosus, 1855 nucleotides long. RefSeq names its product katanin p60 ATPase-containing subunit A-like 2. NCBI's taxonomy places the organism in Eukaryota, Metazoa, Arthropoda, Insecta, Hymenoptera, Formicidae. The transcript has 8 exons. Bases 148 to 1656 code for a protein of 502 amino acids. Gene Ontology annotation, molecular function: ATP binding; ATP hydrolysis activity; protein binding. The record is from RefSeq and is a predicted model, not a curated record.
UCCUUCCUCAACGUCAAUCUCAACUCAAAACCUCAAACAAGAGUGACAGCCGACUAGUAUAACGCCCGAUGGAGUAUAACGGAGUAUAAGUGGAGAAUAAUGGAGAAUUUCAUCGUGAAAGGAUAAAAAACGCAGACUGCAGAGAUCAUGAACGACUGCCUGUCGUUGAACGCGGCAGCUGGUCGCGUCGCUCACCUGGCGCGCGAGAAAGAGGAAAAACGUGUCCAAGAACGUCGGCGUCAUCUCCUUUACCUUAUCGCUGCCUUUUUACGGGAGCAAGGUUAUUCCAAUACCACGGAGAGUCUCUUCAAGGAGGCUCAACUCUCCCGAGACAUUCACGUGUGCGACAAUAUCGAUUUGGAAACUAUCGUUCUCGAGUACACCGCGUACCAUUACGUCAAGUACAACAGAUAUCCCAAGCUGUGUAAGAAGACGGAAGUUGGGAACGUAGCUCAAAAUACCGGCAACAAGAAAGAGAGAGUAUCGAAGGUCUAUUCGAAGCAAGAGGAUAGUCGCGUUACUGAGGACGGUAACAAUAUCGGCAGAAAUAAAGCUGCACAGAAACAUGCCUCUUCCACGUGGGACGAGUUGAAUCUCGAUAUCACGGUGACGCCGAUCUUUCCCGCGGAAAAUGGCGAUCGAGUCACUGUCCAAGUGCCACGGUUCGACGAAACUUUCACCAACGAAACUUUUAACGAAAGAUUACUGAAACCUAUCGAUAAUCUCUAUCCACUCGGCUCAUCUGAACUAAAAGAAAUCGCAGAUAUUAUAUCACGGGAAAUAGUGCAACAAAACUUGAAUGUUCAUUGGGACGACGUAAAAGGACUGAAGGAUUGCAAGAUGUUGUUGAAAGAAGCUAUACUUUAUCCAAUGAAAUAUCCAAGCUUGUUUAGUGGGAAACUCGGUUCUUGCAAAGGCGUAUUAUUAUACGGUCCACCGGGAACUGGUAAGACGAUGCUCGCGAAAGCAGUCGCUACCGAAUGUCAAUCGACCUUUUUUAACAUCACUUCCAGCUCGGUUAUCAGCAAAUGGAGAGGCGAUUCAGAAAAAUAUAUUCGCGUGCUCACUGAUCUUGCUAAACAUUAUGCACCAACGAUAAUCUUUAUCGAUGAAAUUGAUUGGACGACCACGAAAAACGUAGAUCAUGCCUCGUCGAGUUCAGAACCUGCCAGAAGAUUUCGAGCGGAACUUCUCGCCAGAUUGGACGGUUUAUUGUCAAUGGAAUAUACGAAUGUAGUAUUGUUAGCAGCUACAAACGUUCCAUGGAACAUAGACGUUGCCUUGUUGCGACGUUUAGAAAAACGGAUUUUUGUCGAUCUACCUGACGAAGCUAGUCGACUGAAAAUAUUGCAGUCUUACGUGCGCGAUGAUCUGUACAACUCGCCGGAGAUGCUCAAACUUGCGCAAGAAACCGCGGGAUAUUCUUGCGCAGAUUUAAAAUUGCUGUGCAAGGAAGCAUGGAUCAAUCAGUUGCGGCCCAUUUGGGCGAGUCUCGAAGCAAAAGCAAUCUCCGUCGAUGAUAUUCAAAAUGAUGGUCUGAUCAGUUCAAUUAGUCACAUUGCGCUUGCUAAAUCCAGGGUAAAACCCAUCGCCAAACAUAUGACCGCGCAAUAUAUGGGAUGGCAUAAAGAAUUUGGUUUCGCAAAAGAAAUUUAAAAAAAUAAUAAUAAUAGGGUAGCUUAACAUUUUUCUCUCCGCAUACGCAAUCAUGACAAGAAACAAAUAUGGUAUAUCUAUGAGAUGAUACAUUAUAGGAUUUCUGCGAAAUAGUGAUAUUUCUUACACUACAUUUAAAAUACAUUUGUAAAAUAUAUGUUAAUUUGUUUAAACAUUUUAACACUAAUUUUAAUGGAAU